Messenger RNA from Cynocephalus volans (Philippine flying lemur), 7799 nucleotides. RefSeq names its product ankyrin repeat and sterile alpha motif domain containing 1A (gene ANKS1A). Gene Ontology annotation, molecular function: ephrin receptor binding. Gene Ontology annotation, cellular component: cytosol. The transcript has 24 exons. Lineage: Eukaryota; Metazoa; Chordata; Mammalia; Dermoptera; Cynocephalidae. Gene Ontology annotation, biological process: ephrin receptor signaling pathway. The record is from RefSeq and is a predicted model, not a curated record. The coding region runs from base 1 to 3474 and encodes 1157 amino acids.
AUGGGGAAGGAGCAGGAGCUGCUGGAGGCGGCCCGCACCGGGCACCUCCCGGCCGUGGAGAAGCUGCUGUCCGGGAAGCGGCUCUCCUCAGGCUUCGGGGGUGGAGGCGGCGGAGGCUCCGGGGGAGGCGGCGGUGGCGGCGGCCUCGGCUCUUCCAGCCAUCCCCUCUCCAGUCUGCUCAGCAUGUGGAGAGGGCCAAAUGUGAACUGUGUUGACAGCACUGGCUACACACCCCUGCACCAUGCUGCUUUGAAUGGCCAUAAGGAUGUGGUUGAGGUUCUUCUGAGGAAUGAUGCUUUGACCAACGUGGCUGACUCAAAAGGCUGUUACCCUCUGCACUUGGCAGCCUGGAAAGGAGAUGCCCAGAUAGUGCGGUUACUCAUCCAUCAAGGGCCCUCGCACACCCGAGUCAAUGAACAGAAUGCUCUUGAGAUCAAAGAACUCAAAAAGUACGGCCCCUUUGACCCUUAUAUCAAUGCCAAGAACAAUGACAACGAGACAGCCCUGCAUUGCGCAGCACAGUACGGCCACACAGAGGUAGUGAAGGUGCUCUUAGAGGAAUUAACGGACCCCACCAUGCGCAACAACAAAUUCGAGACACCUCUGGACCUGGCAGCACUCUACGGGCGACUGGAGGUGGUGAAGAUGCUUCUCAAUGCACACCCCAAUCUCUUGAGCUGCAACACUAAGAAGCACACCCCUCUUCACUUGGCAGCAAGGAAUGGCCACAAAGCCGUGGUCCAGGUCCUCCUUGAUGCUGGCAUGGACAGCAACUACCAGACGGAGAUGGGCAGUGCUUUGCAUGAGGCUGCUUUGUUUGGCAAGACCGAUGUGGUACAAAUCCUGCUGGCUGCAGGAAUUGAUGUCAACAUAAAGGAUAACCGUGGACUGACUGCCCUAGACACUGUCCGGGAACUGCCUUCUCAAAAGAGCCAGCAGAUAGCAGCACUUAUUGAAGAUCAUAUGACUGGAAAAAGAAGCACAAAUGAGGUAGAUAAAACUCCUACACCCCAGCCACCUGUCAUCUCCAAUAUGGACUCCGUGUCACAGAAGUCUCAGGAAGACGUGGAGAAAGCAGUGACUGAACUGAUCAUCGAUUUCGACACAAAUGUUGAAGAGGAGGGUCCCUACGAGGUGCUAUACAAUGCUGUUUCCUGCCACUCACUGGAUAGCAUGGCCAGCGGGCGAUCGUCUGACCGAGACUCCAUGACCAAGGAGACCGAGGCAGCAGGAGUGAAAACUGCUGGAGUGAGGCCUAGGGAACGUCCACCGCCUCCAGCAAAGCCGCCCCCUGAUGAAGAGGAGGAAGACCACAUAGAUAAGAAGUAUUUUCCCAUGACAGCUUCUGAGGUCCUGGCCAUGAGACCUAGGAUUCAGGGGAGUGCAGCCAGAAGAGAGGACGAGCAUCCUUAUGAGCUGUUGUUAACAGCAGAGACAAAGAAGCUGGUGCCAGUGGAUGGAAAAACAAAAGACCACAGGCAAAGCAGCAGCAGCCGGAGCCAGGACUCAGCAGAGGGGCAGGACGGGCAGGUCCCAGAGCAGUUCUCAGGUCUCCUUCACGGCUCAUCCCCAGUGUGUGAGGUGGGGCAGGACCCUUUCCAGCUGCUCUCUGCCACUAGCCGGAGCCAUCCAGAAGGGUCUCCCCUGCAAAGCACCUGCCACAAGGUCAGCAUGCAGCUGGAGGAGAGGGGCUUGCAUACUCCUGGAGCUCCCCAGCCCAGUGUCCUGGACCAGAGCAAGAGAGUGGGCUACACAGCAGGCCUGCCCACCACCAACAGCCGGUCACACCCUGAAACUUUGACUCUCACAUCAUCUCCACACCCUGGUGGUGCUGAGGAAGAAGGAGACCGGAGUGGGGCCAGGAGCCGAGCCCCUCCCACCAGCAAACCCAAAGCUGAACUCAAACUCAGCCGCAGCUUGUCCAAGUCUGACUCUGAUCUCCUGACCUGUUCACCCACAGAGGACGCUACAAUGGGAAGCCGGAGCGAGUCCUUGUCCAACUGUAGCAUCGGGAAGAAGAGGCUGGAGAAGUCACCUUCCUUUGCUUCAGAGUGGGAUGAGAUUGAGAAAAUCAUGAGUUCUAUCGGAGAAGGGAUUGACUUUUCUCAGGAACAGCAGAAGAUCUCAGGUUCGCGGACGCUGGAGCAGAGCGUCGGGGAGUGGCUGGAGUCAAUUGGGCUGCAGCAGUAUGAGAGCAAGUUGCUUCUGAAUGGCUUUGAUGAUGUCCACUUCCUGGGGUCUAAUGUGAUGGAAGAGCAGGACCUGCGGGAGAUUGGCAUCAGCGACCCCCAGCACCGGCGGAAGCUGCUCCAGGCUGCACGCUCCCUGCCCAAGGUGAAGGCUCUUGGCUAUGAUGGGAACAGCCCCCCAUCGGUACCCUCCUGGCUGGACUCCCUGGGGCUGCAGGACUACGUCCACUCCUUCCUGUCAAGUGGCUACAGCUCCAUCGACACUGUGAAGAACCUCUGGGAGCUGGAGCUUGUUAACGUCCUAAAGGUCCACCUGCUCGGCCAUCGCAAGCGCAUCAUCGCCUCCCUCGCAGACAGGCCCUAUGAGGAGCCGCCCCAGAAGCCCCCACGGUUUUCCCAGCUGAGAUGCCAAGACUUGAUCUCCCAGACGUCAUCCCCCCUGAGCCAGAAUGAUUCCUGCACUGGGCGGUCAGCAGACCUGCUGCUGCCUCCUGGGGACACAGGCCGGAGGUGGCAUGACAGUCUUCACGACCCUGCGGCACCCUCUCGAGCAGAGCGCUUCAGAAUCCAGGAAGAGCAUCGUGAGGCCAAGCUGACCCUCCGGCCACCCAGCCUGGCUGCCCCCUAUGCCCCUGUGCAGAGUUGGCAACACCAGCCAGAGAAACUCAUCUUUGAGUCCUGCGGUUACGAAGCCAAUUAUCUGGGCUCCAUGCUGAUCAAAGAUCUGCGAGGGACAGAGUCCACACAAGAUGCCUGUGCGAAGAUGCGGAAAUCCACCGAGCACAUGAAGAAGAUCCCCACCAUCAUCCUGUCCAUCACCUACAAAGGAGUGAAGUUCAUCGAUGCCUCCAACAAGAAUGUCAUCGCAGAGCACGAAAUCCGGAACAUUUCCUGUGCGGCUCAGGACCCAGAGGACCUCUGUACCUUUGCCUACAUCACCAAGGACCUGCAGACCAGCCACCACUACUGCCAUGUCUUCAGCACGGUGGAUGUGAAUCUGACCUACGAGAUCAUCCUGACACUGGGGCAGGCGUUCGAGGUGGCCUAUCAGCUGGCCCUGCAGGCCCAGAAGUCCAGGCCCAUGGGGGCCUCUGCAGUGGAGACGAUUGAAACAAAGUCUUCCAGACCGGUGCCUAAGCCUCGGGUUGGCAUGAAGAAAUCCGCACUGGAACCACCUGACAUGGACCAGGAUGCCCAGUCCCAUGCCAGUGUCUCCUGGGUUGUGGACCCAAAACCAGACUCUAAGCGGAACCUCAGCACCAAGUAUGAGACCACUAUCUUCUAAAACAACUCACUCCCCGUCUCCACUAGUCUCACUGUGCCUUUGCCACCCACUCUUUCUGCUCUUCUCGACUCUCUCCUUCCAGCUGCUGGCGCCAAGGCCCCACCUUCCUGGGACCUGCCCUCCUGGGCAGCAGCUCUAGACACUGUACACCCACAGCUCCCGCACCUAACACCACCGAACACUGUGAAUUCUCCCCCAUGGGCUGAGAAGCUUUGGGGGGGAGGGGAGUUGCCUUUGAGGUGGGUACCAAGAGGGCUCAGGGGCUCUGUGGUGUCCAGGAGGCAUCUGGCAGGCACUGCAAGUCCUGAGGGCUGGUGGCACUCUUCGAGCAGACCCCGAGCACACCACUGACAGCUCCUGCUGAGUUGAGCUGGGUUCUGUCUCUUGGCUCCUUCUCCCGUCUUCUGUACUGAGCCACAGCCAUGUACUGCUGCCAAGAGCUGUUUUCACCUUUCCUGACACAACCAACCACUGUGACCAACCAGUGCCAGAAUCCCCUUGCACGCUGCUCCCAGCUGCAGCCCUGCCCUGCCCUCCUCCGCUGCUGUAGGGUACUGGCCUUGCUCUCAUGGCCAGGCCCCUGUGAGACCCUGAGCUCAGUGAUAUGGCUUGACCAGGGACAGACUGCUUUCUGUGAGGGCCCAAGUUAGUGUCAGGCCAUGGGCACAUGCCAACUCUAAAGCGUGGGGCUCUGAGCAUCUGAACACCCACAGGCUGGCUCCGCUCAGCAGGUUUCUUGGUCCUCAUGGGCCUUCACUCCAAGGAAGGGGGUGGCAUGUAUGUGGUCGGCCCCUCAUGUCUUCACCGUUCAGUCACAAGGUCUGGAAGCCUUGGGCCUGGCUGUGGAGUUUAGGUCACUGAGGAGGAAGGCCUUCCUGUAGGAUCCAGCAAAAGGGAGACCUGUGCCCUGCACACACGGUGCACCUUCUUCCUUCACAGAUGGAGCUGCUUGAGUACAGGGACCUGGACCUAGCAACUUCCAUUGUCCUCCAGGAGCUUCCUGUCCCUUGUCCAUGGUGUGGGGAUCAAAGAAAGUCAGCCAUCGUCCCGUCCUUUCCCUGAUCAACCUCCCUCAGCUCUUGACUCCUCUGAGAGGAGAGGUCGUGCAGUAUGUCACCUCCCAGCAGUUGAGCAGCUGGGAUCGUGGAGCUGAGUCUUUGAAGAAGCCCCACACUCUCUGGUGUGGGCAAAUCAGUUUAGAUGACAGGAGACAGGAAAGAAGCAAAUGGAGCAUAGUCUAGUAGAAAAGCCAGUAAGUCAUGGCAGUUAUUUUAGAGUUGAAACCCAAGUUGAUAAACCAGGGUGGGUCCUUCUGUCCGCCUGCCUGUCCUUGUGCCUUCCUGAGCAGACUUGCCACUCCAGAGCGGCAGGGGGCUGUGGGCCAUGGAGGGCACAGGGGGAGGCCGUGAGGGACCUUCCGCUCUGCUUCUGUGUCUCCUUUCAGUCCCCUCCACCUUGUGCAGUCCCCUUUGGUUAACCCUUUCCUCCCCCCAUUGUUUGCUUCUGCCAAGCUGAGCCACUGAGGAACCACACUGUGCUGCAGAAACAUAGAUGUGGGGAGCACAGGCUCCUGCCACCACCAUCACCACCACCGUCUCACCUGCAGCUUUGAAGACCCUCCCAACCUCUGCCUGCAGGACCUCCUCUCCGCUGCUCGGCCUGGGCCUGCCACCACCAGGUCUUGCAGAGUGAGCCCUGCCCUAGCUGCGGAGAAGCACUCCAGGCCUGUAGUAGAUGAGACUGGAACUCCGGAGGGUCAAGAAGUGACUUGUCCAGAACACAAUUUUUUAAUAGUAAAAAAAAUCUUUUUAUAAAAUGAACUUCUAACACUUGGCUCAAACCUCUAGGUCAAACUGCCAAUCUUUAGACAAAUGGCCUAGGGUCAGAGAGCAGGGGAACUAGGGUUGGCUAAAAGGCCACUCUGCAGCCCUCUGUCCUCAGCAUGGGAUCUUGGUGUGGCCCAGGAGGUCUGAAGAUCAGGCAGUGGCUUGUGGGUGAGGUGAAAGGAGCAGGCUCAGGGGCAAAAUUGAAUAGAUUUGAUAGAGUCUGCUUUUCAAACCCAACCAAAUCAGUUGCUUUUCUUUACAAACUGCCCAACUUCUUGCCCAGUCUAGAGCUGGACAGAAGUGGGCUGUGCAGUAGGAAUGCAGCCUCAGAGACACUGGGACAAAAGCAAAGGCUUUGACAGGUUCCUGGGGUUCCAAAUGUGAGGGGUCCAGUGGCCAAAUGGAGUGAGCAGUUUCUGGUGCCGUGAAGUCUCAGCAGUGCUGGGCCUCUCCUCAGCCUGCCACCUGUCAGUGACCAGAGCACUGUCCUGGGCCAGCUGGCACACAGCUCUCUGGUGACAGACUGCCUGAGCUGAGUCGGAAAGGAGAAAAAGCAGCUUUAUUUGGGGCAUUAAUGGGUAGGUCACCUAAGAUUGCUACUUGACAGGUUGUAAUUUAAUCAGGUCUGUGUGAUUAGGGCUCAUUUUGAUUCUCUGAAUUAUUGGUUUGACUGUUGUAUUCUCAGCUUCUGGGCUUAUCCUGGCUACAGGUGUGCAGAAGGCUAAAUAAGGUGAUAGUCCAUUUGAUUGUCCCCCAAUGUAGCCUUCAGGGCAAGCUGGCAUCCUGGUACACCACUGCUGCUUAAACCUUCCUGCCAGCUGGCUUUGCUUUUAAAAGUAACUGGGGUUGCAUUCUUCCUCCUGGGCUGUAGUUGGCGUAAAGGAGCUAACUCCUGUGGGGUUGAGAGGCAAAGCCAGGCAGCCGCUUGUCCAACACCUUCCAGGGCAGGUCGCAGCAGGAGCAGUGCUUCCCAUGGGUACUUUUACAGGCCUGGUGCUUUACUGGCACAGUUCACUCUGGCCCCAGGAGAAGUAUUCCAGGCUUCAGGAACACCUGUUUCCCAGCAGAGGUUGUGAAUUGAAAUUCUGUGUUGGUGUGUAUGCGCAGAGGGUGCUCAGGUACGUUCACAACCCCAGUGGUUGGCCAGGAGUUGAAAGUAGGGCUGUGUCUUCCAUCUGACUUGAGGCUGGGCCUUGUGGCUUUCCUGUGUGCUCAGCAUCCAGCACAGCAGGUCCUGGGAUUCAGCUCCCCUCUACAGGAGAGGUAGGCUGUCCUCUGCUUCUGCCAAACAAGGACCUCGAUGCCUUCCUGCUCCUUUCAGGGUCUGUGAGUAUUCCUAUCAGCUCACCCUGUACAGUAUUCAGCCCCGACUUUCCUCCAAGAAUUGACAAGGAAACCUGCAGUUCUUAAGUGACUCGUGCUGGUCCCUUUUUUCCUUCUAAGGAAGCCAAGUCACAUCUCAGUAGCCUCUGCUGGCUGUUCGGUCCAAAAAGAAAACCAUACAGACACUACGAUGAGUUCCUCAAGCUGUCUUUUUUUAAAAAAUCAUAUGUAAGUGUUUCCUCCCCUUGAAGCUGCUAUAUCUUCUUUAUUUAUUCAGGGUAUUUUCAUAUUAGAAAGCCUUAGCAAGUCUGCUGUGGCUCUGGGUUGUGUUUUGAAAUUGCUUUAUUUCCAAAUAUUCAAGAAAAGAAAGUGACUAGGUUCUCCUUCCUUUCGUUCUUUUUCUUCCCUCCUUUUCUUUCUCACUCCUCUGGGGCAGGUACUCUCCCUUUCGUAGAAGGGAAUAUUGUCACUAUAAGGACAGGCUUCAAGUGGAAAAGCUCCUGCUUUCGCACUUCUCUAGUGUAGGUCACACAGUGUGGCAAAUCGUCGCUGUGUGUGAGCUUUGAAGGAGCCCGUUUGGAUGGGAGACUUACCAUGGGUGGAGGACCUGUCCCCGGCGAGGUUCCUGCCUCUUCUCGUCUGCUUGCCGGCUGCCCCGCGCAGCAGGACUGUCCUGACAGGCUCUGUGUUUGCAGCACUCUGCUUCCCCUGUGGGUCUCUAGCGUCAGAUACUAGGGGGAGUUCCUUGAGAAGCCUUGGGUUUGACAGGCAGCAAGCAUAGUUAUAGUUGUCAAGACAUUAGAUAACUAGUCUGAACUUGGUCUGUUUUUGAGAUGCCCAGGCCUGCAGAAUGCAAUUCACAAAAGUAUUGUUGCUAAUGGUGUGGCAACGGGACUGAAUUGUAAUAAAAAUGUUAUUUAAUCUUUGUCUCUGUAUUUUGAUACUUGAAUGACCUCCCCUGUUGUUUUAUUGUACAUAUAUAAUUGUUAAUCUGAUUUUGUCUGAAUUAUAAACAUCUUGUGGUACCAAACAUAACCAAUCUGUGCAACAACAUAGACUGACCUCACUACAUGAGAGAGUGUACAUAUUCCUGGGUUUCCAGCUUUGGUUUUGUUAUUUUCAUAACUGUACAAUGUAGAACAGACUGAAUUAAUAAAUAAGCGACGUAAAACCAGC